Cladocopium goreaui is the source of this 1073-nucleotide messenger RNA. The record is from the annotation of a GenBank genome assembly. NCBI's taxonomy places the organism in Eukaryota, Dinophyceae, Suessiales, Symbiodiniaceae.
ACCUUUGUUGAAAGUUCUGCCGCUUCGAUGUAUCGCAGCGUCGAAUCGUUGCUGCCGAUGCGCGCCAUGGCUUUUCCGAUGCUGGGGCGGCUAGUGGCGCCGGGGCGAGCGCGUCCCUCUGUGUGCCGUUUCGGAAGAAGCCUCAGGGCUUUCAGUGGUGAUUCAAAAGAGAUUAAAGAGAUGAAGAUCCCGCAGUAUUUGAACUCCUGGGUGGAGCCGGAGGCGCUGUGGGAAUUCAACGACACCAUGGAGCGCACCAACGCUGCGAAGCAAGCGGACGCUGAGAUUGGAGAGCUGGGCGAUCGCAACAAAGCCUGGCAGAAAGAGACCCUGAAGCAGGACCCAGAGUUUUUCAAACGUAUUGGGCAGGGCCAAGCACCGAAGUAUUUGUGGAUUGGAUGCGCCGACAGCCGCGUGGCCGCGGAGAAUUUGAUCGGCGGGAAUCCGGGAGAGUUGUUCACCCAUCGUAACAUCGCCAACAUGGUCGUGGCCACUGAUACGAACCUCCGAUCUGUACUGCAAUAUGCUGUAGAUGUGCUUCAAGUUCGACACAUCAUCGUCUGUGGCCACUAUGAUUGUGGUGGUGUGAAGGCGGCCUGCUCUGUGAAGGAUCACGCCCUGCCUUUGGAGAGCUGGCUCUCAGGGAUCCGAGAUGUCUACCGCCUGCAUCGAGAAGAGCUGGACGCCAUCGACUGUCCAGAUGAGCGACAUAAGAGGAUGGUUGAGCUGAAUGUCAUUGAGCAGUGCCUCAACCUUUUCAAGACCAGUGACAUCCAAAGACGCCGACGCUACACGGCAUCGCGCAUCGAAGAGUUUGGAUGUGCGCUGCCGCGAGUGCACGCCAUGGUUUUCUCUCCGGCGGAUGGAAUUCUGCGACGGCUGAACGUGGACUACAAAAAACACUUGGGCGAUUCCAUUGACGUCUACCACCUGUAUGAUGACCCAUUAUUGGAUGCAGCUGAAUUGGACGAAGUGAUUUAAAACUUUGCUUUUCGAAGCUGGUUCUGAACCGGCUACCAGCGCCUGGGGUCAAGAUAGGGGAGAUAAUUCACGAGACUCUUGCAGCCUACUUC